Molecule: messenger RNA, 390 nt
Organism: Schistocerca piceifrons (Central American locust)
Lineage: Eukaryota; Metazoa; Arthropoda; Insecta; Orthoptera; Acrididae
Product: trypsin-2-like
Exons: 1
Coding region: 1-390 (129 amino acids)
Biological process (GO): proteolysis
Molecular function (GO): serine-type endopeptidase activity
Source: RefSeq, a predicted model, not a curated record
AUGUCCGAGCAGCCCAUUCCGUUGACGACAGUGGAGCCUGAGGCCGGCACGCUGGUGUCCAUAACUGGCUGGGGCACGGUCUAUAGCGGCAGCUACCUGGCGGACCAGCUGCAGAUGGUGGAGCUCUACAUCGUGGACCGGGACGUCUGCAACGACGCUUACGACGGGCUGGGCAAGGUGAGCGUCCGCAAGAUCUGCGCCUGGUGGCCGGGCGGUGGCCGCGACCGCUGUGGCCCCGACUAUGGGGGCCCCAUGGUGUUGGAUGGCGUGCUGGUGGGCGUCAUCUCCUCCUGGGGCAACGGCUGUGCCCUUCCCGGCUGGCCCAGCGUCUACGCCAACAUCGCCAACGCCGACAUCAGGCAGUGGAUCAAUGACACCACCGGCGUCUAG